AUGACCCACAAUGAUUCUAAAUCGCAUCCGAACGGUUCCACGGAAAAUGUUGAUGCCAAAGAUGAAGAGAAAUACGAGCAAAAAAACGGUAUCAGUAUCGAAAGUAGAUAUUCAGACAGUUCUAGAGAUGCCCACAGAGGAAAAGUAUCGCUACGAAGCGAAGAAGACAAAGACGAUCAUUAUUUGAGUCGAGGCGAUGAGCAUCACAGCAAUGACGAAGCCGCGGAUGUUCGAGCUACGAGUUUCAAAGAAAAAGAUAGUAACGGGAAGACUGAAAGCCAUGACACGCCGUAUGACGACGUUAUCACUCAGCAGGAACAAAAAUCGGCAAAAAGGAUUACGACUAAAGAGGUAAAUAAGCCCGAAAACAAAGAACCAGAUGAAGACGAAGUAGCCGAAGAGGAAGAAGAGGAAGACGAUGACGAUGACGACGAAGAGCCGCCCUUACUCAAGUACUCUAGAGUCACCCAACUUCCGAGAAGCUUCUUCACCAGAGAUUCGAUUUCAGCUUGCCAGUUUCAUGACAAAGUAUUUGCUUUUGCAACGCAUGCAGGUCUCCUGCACUUCACAGAGCCUGACUUUACAACAAUAAGGACCUUCAAAUGUCAUAGGUCUUCGAUAACUUCUGUCUAUACUGACGGUGAGCUUUUUGCGACAUCAUCCAUCGAUGGCACAGUUGUAAUAGGGUCUGUUCGCGACAGUUCCGAUCUUCUCGCUUGUGAUUUCAAGAGGCCUGUUCAUGCAGUGGUUUUAGAUGAGAAAUAUAAGACAUCUAAGACUUUUGUAUCUGGAGGAAUGGCUGGAGACGUAAUUUUAUCACAAAGAAAUUGGCUAGGAAAUAGAGUUGAUAUUACCAUUGACAAGAACAAUGGCCCCAUAGUCGGUAUCUAUACGGUAGACGACGUGCUGUUUUGGAUGAACGACGCUGGGAUUACAUUUUACAGCAUAUCUUCGAGAAACAUGCUCUUGCAGGUACCUUUCCCAAGAGAUGAACAUAACACGAGGCCGGAUCUCCACUGGCCUUCUGUUCACUUUCCAGAGACGGAUAGAAUUAUAAUUGCAUGGGGUAAGCAUAUUUGGACGUUCAAAAUUUCACUUGCGAAAUCAACAACCUAUGGCAAUCACCUCGGAUCGAUUUUAUCAAGUGCAGCAUCAAGUUUAAGAGCAAUUCCGGACAAAAAAAUAGAGCAAGAUCACUAUUUAUACCUCUCGCUGACUCUUGCAGGCGCGGUUUUCUUUCGAAAUGAUCAGCUUUUGUGUCUCGAGGUGCCAGUAUCUAAGUCUCUCAAAAACAAGUCAGAUCACCCACAAUUGAAAGUGAUUGAUAUGCUGACCGGUGAGGAAAUACAUGGGGACGAAGUGGUGUCCAAGAACUACCAAAACCUUAAUUCAAAUGAUUACCAUCUUGGAAAACACAUUGGUAAAGACUCGACUGAUUACUACAUGAUCAGUUCCAGUGAUGCUAUCUCUGCUCACGAAUUGUCCUUGAAAGAUAGAUAUGAGUGGUUUGUUAAUAAUGAUAAGUUUUACGAAGCUUGGAAGAUUGGACUCUAUGCCGUUGAUAAGAGAGAGAGACUUGAAAUGGGGAUGCGCCAUGUAAAGAAACUACUUUCCGCACAAGACAAUGAGGAAUGUGCAUCAGCCAUAACUGAUGUGUUUUCAAACACAGAUUUAAGCGAGGAAGAUCCAGACUUUGAACGUACUGUCGUGAAUAAAUGGGGAGAAUUCAUAUCUAUUAUGGUGAAAAACGGGAAAGUCAACGAGAUUGCGCCCUUGAUUCCGGUUCAGCCUCCACUGCCUUCCGACGUUUAUGACAGCAUUUUGAGUUAUUACCUGGAGAACAAUUUGCUCUCACUGUUUUCACACUACAGUCAUCAGUGGCCUCGGAAUUUGUGGAAUAGUAACAAAUUUCAGGAUAUUUUGGAGGAAAUUAUUGAGAGAAACGAAGUGGGUAGUAAUGAAUAUCGGCAAGAGCUGGUCUUUUUACUUCUAACUGAAAACAAAGAAGUUAAAGCAAUUCCGCACUUAAUCAAAAUGAAAGACCCAAGAGCAUUAGACAUAAUUCUAUCUGAACGUGUGCUUCCCAUGUUCUCAAAUCAAAUACUAGAAAUAACCCUAUUACCAUACCACGGUACGGUGAAAAGUCUACCUUCGCUGAGCCUGGGGGAUGCCACAAUGAUAUUCAAAAAAUCUAUAGAAGUUUUGGUACAAGGCGCGCACAUGAUUGAUAUGAGCCUAAUAAUAUCUCAACUAUCAUCAUUUAAAGAGGUCGAGAUUUUGCUUUUUCUUUUCCUGCGAGAGGCGUCUAAGGCAGAACCGAUUUUGAUUGCUCCUUAUGAAAACGAUAUGGUUCAGCUUUAUUUCAAAUUCGAUCAAAAAAAUCUGCUAGAGUUCCUCAAAUCAAAAAAUAACUACGACGUUGAUCGAGCGAUCGAAAUAUGCGCCAACGACAAAUGUUUCAAUGAACUUGUUUAUCUUUGGGGUAAAAUCGGAGAAACCAAGAAAGCCCUUUCGUUGAUAAUCGACAAACAAGAUAACCCCAAGUUAGCUAUACAAUUCGUCGAAAGCUCUGGCGAUCCAGAGUUGUGGGAGUACUUGAUAACUUAUAGCAUGAACAAGCCUGCCUUUAUCAAAGAAUUACUUGAUGUGAGAACGAGUUUAGGUGGCGGGCAUGCUGAUAUUGUCGGCAGAAUACCCAGCGAUUUGCAAAUAGAUGGUCUUCAGGCUUCCCUCGAAAGUGUCGUACGGGAAAACUUUCUCAAUCUUAAGGUUAAUAGUGGUGUUUUCAAAAUUAUUGAUGAUGAAACGCAACAAUUUGCUAAUGAGUUCUUAAGGCUCAGAGAAACAGGAAGAGCCUUCGAAAUUGAAAACUAG
Messenger RNA from Lachancea nothofagi CBS 11611, 2874 nucleotides. Lineage: Eukaryota; Fungi; Ascomycota; Saccharomycetes; Saccharomycetales; Saccharomycetaceae. The record is from the annotation of a GenBank genome assembly.